This is a messenger RNA of Oncorhynchus nerka (sockeye salmon), 5104 nucleotides long. RefSeq names its product TBC1 domain family, member 10C (gene tbc1d10c). Bases 349 to 4977 code for a protein of 1542 amino acids. NCBI's taxonomy places the organism in Eukaryota, Metazoa, Chordata, Actinopteri, Salmoniformes, Salmonidae. The transcript is spliced from 10 exons. The record is from RefSeq and is a predicted model, not a curated record.
AAGCUCCGAAGCAUUCGGAAAUCCUCGGCUUCCUAUUACUAUGCUCUGGCACUGUCGCUCCCAGAGGAACAUAGAGAACUGGUGGGAAACAGCAGCAUAGGCAAAGGUUCACUUACUUCAUUUCUUAUUCCUUACACAACAUCACCCUCCUAUAAAAUGCUAUUACACCGUAAUUCGCACACGCGCAUUAUUGUAACGACUUCCUAUGUGUGUGUGAUAGAGAGAGCAAGUGACAGCAUUAAUAGCGGAAGUUUCUCGCGUCCUCUCCAAUCUCGUUCUAACCAAACACUUCUCUCCAGCAAGCAUCCCAUCCAGUGAUCAAAGAGGAGAGAGAACUCAAAGGGUAAGAUGCUGAGUGUGUCCACCCCGACCCAAACGCCCCCCAGCGGAGAGGACAGUUCUGGUUCUGACAGGGGGUCAGAGGUCAGUGUUGGAGCUCCAGCCACAGAGACAGACCGCUUCGGCUUCAUCCUGGGGAAUGGAUCCACUGCUGGGAGUGAAGGCCCGUCCCCUGAGCUCGUUAGACAGAGAGAGGCCAAGUGGAUCAACAUCAUAAGCCAAUGGGAUCGUGUCUUACAAAAAAAUUCCAGCAAGGUCAAAGAGCAGUGUCAGAAAGGCAUCCCAGCAUCCCUCAGGGCUAAAUGUUGGCCACUGCUGUGUGGCGCCACAGACAGAAUGCGCCACAACAAGGACCUCUAUCAGACUCUGGACUCCAGACCCGCACUACAGAGCUGGGUGGACGUUAUAGAGAGAGACUUAGACCGCCAGUUCCCCUUCCAUGAGAUGUUCCUCUCCAGAGACGGCCAUGGACAGCGUGGUCUGUUCCGGGUGCUGAAGGCCUUCACUCAGCUGAAGCCUGAGGAGGGCUACUGCCAGGCCCAGGGACCUGUAGCAGCUGUACUGCUGAUGAACAUGCCUACUGAGCAGGCAUUCUGGUGUCUGGUGCAGAUCAGUGAACAGUACCUCCCUGGCUACUACAGUCCCCUUCUGGAGGGGGUUCUCUUUGACGCAGCCAUGCUGACCAGGGUGCUGAAGAGGACGUGUCCCGCGGCUCACAAGCACCUGCAGAGACACGGCGUGGAGCCUCUGAUGUUCGCCACCGAUUGGUUGAUGUGCCUGUUCACACGCCACCUACCCUUUAACACCCUGCUCAGGGUCUGGGACCUGUUCUUCUGCUACGGAGUGCGUGUGUUGUUCCAGGUGGCGGUGGUGUUGGUGCGCAGGGCUCUGGGCCGGGUGGAGCAGAGGGAGGCGUGCGAGGGCCAGAUGGAGACUCUGGAGAGGCUGAGGGGUGUGAGGGAGCAGGUGCAGCAGGAGGACGAUAACUUCAUUGCAGAGGUUUGUUCUGUUCCCCUGUCGAGUAAGGAUCUGGAGAGGCAGACGGAGAGAGAGCUGGAGAAGUGGAGAAUGGAACGGCCCGCCUCCACCUUUGAUCCCCGGGGUCGUUGCCACGGAUAUCGGAUGGCGUGGGCGAGGGUUCGAGAGAGGGAGGAGGAGAGGAACAGGAAGGAGAGGGAGAAAGGGAACCUGUCCCUCCCUCUGAUUCGCUCGCCCUCCCUCCUCUCUCUCUCUCCCUCGCUCCUCCGCAAGAAGUGGAUAAGAGGGAGUAGGACAGACAUUGGGGAGUGGGAGGGAGAAGGCAGAGGGGUGAGGAAGGUUUCAGAGGAGGUGUGGGAGGAGAGAAGCGAGGGAGGGAAUCUGAGGAGAAGAAGUGAGAUGGAUGGUAGUCCAGUGAGGGCUCCGGGUGUUCCAUGUCCAGCUACAGAGGACAGGGCCCCAGUGGAAACGAGAGAACCGUUAGAACACAAAGAACCCAUAGAACAGGAGGACAGAAGGCAGAAAACCCAGCUGACCCCAGAUUUAGACAGAGAACCUUCCCAGCAGCAUCAGCUCACCUCGGACCACAGCGUCACCUCACAGGGCCAGGGAGAGGAGCAGGGGGGUCUCAGCCAGACACCGGUCUCUGAGCAGCAUAGCGACAGCCAGACACAGGAAACUGACCACAGUAAAGACACCAUGCAAACACAGGAAGUACUGAACAAACAGUCAACAGCGAGUGCAAAUUUCAUCACAGUGCAUAUAGUGACAGAGACGAAGGAUGAGGCAGAGACAAGCAAGGAGACAGAGACAUGUGCAGCAGCAAUGACAGAGGAGGAAACUGCUCCACACACAGACCUGAAGACAUACACAGAGGAGGAAACUGCUCCAGACACAGACCUGAAGACAUACACAGAGGAGGAAACUGCUCCAGACACAGACCUGAAGACAUACACAGAGGAGGAAACUGCUCCAGACACAGACCUGAAGACAUACACAGAGGAGGAAACUGCUCCAGACACAGACCUGAAGACAUACACAGAGGAGGAAACUGCUCCAGACACAGACCUGAAGACAUACACAGAGGAGGAAACUGCUCCAGACACAGACCUGAAGACAUACACAGAGGAGGAAACUGCUCCAGACACAGACCUGAAGACAUACACAGAGGAGGAAACUGCUCCAGACACAGACCUGAAGACAUACACAGAGGAGGAAACUGCUCCAGACACAGACCUGAAGACAUACACAGAGGAGGAAACUGCUCCAGACACAGACCUGAAGACAUACACAGAGGAGGAAACUGCUCCAGACACAGACCUGAAGACAUACACAGAGGAGGAAACUGCUCCAGACACAGACCUGAAGACAUACACAGAGGAGGAAACUGCUCCAGACACAGACCUGAAGACAUACACAGAGGAGGAAACUGCUCCAGACACAGACCUGAAGACAUACACAGAGGAGGAAACUGCUCCAGACACAGACCUGAAGACAUACACAGAGGAGGAAACUGCUCCAGACACAGACCUGAAGACAUACACAGAGGAGGAAACUGCUCCAGACACAGACCUGAAGACAUACACAGAGGAGGAAACUGCUCCAGACACAGACCUGAAGACAUACACAGAGGAGGAAACUGCUCCAGACACAGACCUGAAGACAUACACAGAGGAGGAAACUGCUCCAGACACAGACCUGAAGACAUACACAGAGGAGGAAACUGCUCCAGACACAGACCUGAAGACAUACACAGAGGAGGAAACUGCUCCAGACACAGACCUGAAGACAUACACAGAGGAGGAAACUGCUCCAGACACAGACCUGAAGACAUACACAGAGGAGGAAACUGCUCCAGACACAGACCUGAAGACAUACACAGAGGAGGAAACUGCUCCAGAUACAGACCUGAAGACAUACAUUGAAGCAAAGACAGAGAAGGAAAGAGUGACAGAGACCCACACAGAUGUAGAGAUUCAGAUACGAGCAGAAGCCAAGACAGAGGAGGAAAUGGAGGCAGAGGUACAGAAAGGACUACACACAGAUAAAAGUGUAGAGACCGAGACGGACAUGGGGUCAAAAGAGACAGCGACUCAAACAGAUGUGAAUACAGACACGGAGACAGACACACAACAAGAGGCAGAUGUAAACUUGGAGGCAGAAACAGACACGGGCUCACUGACCGAGAGAGACAAAGGCACUGGCACAGAGACACACACCGACAAGGAGAUACAGGCUCGUACAGAGAUCCAGUCACACAAAGGGACGGAGACACACACAGAUGAAAAAUCUGAGGCAGAGAGAGAAACGGCGUUAGAGGCACAUACAGAACCAGAGACGCAGGAAGAAAAUGAGUCAGCGAUGCACAUAGAGGCAGACACAAGAGUAGAGGCAGAGUUGGGGUCACAGAUUGAGGCAGAAACACAGACGGACAAAGAAUCAGAGAUACGUGUAGCUGUAUACAUAGGGAUUGAGACGCACACGGAGAAAGCCACUGACACAAACACAGGGACAGAGACGACCAUGGAGUCUCCACAUGACAUUCAGAGACGCACAGAGACCGCAAAGACGGCGGUACAGUACACAGAGCCCUCUAGCACAAUACCAGCCAAUCAGAGCCAGGUUUCUCCAGAGUUGACAUCCACUACUGAGCCUGCGGAGGAGAGGAACUCAUCAGAACAGAAGCUUCCUGAAAAACUCCAGAGUCCAGUCACCAUCCGUCCAGAUCAGGAGACCCAGAAAGUCAGGGAGAGUGAAGGAGAGAAAGAAAAGAAAGCCUCAACUGACAUCCUUCCACCAUUACAUCAGGGGGAAUCACUGACAGGUGAAUUCCCUCACAUACCUGACAACCCAAAGUCACAAAGUCAGAGUGAGUCUCCCCCUCCUGCAGACUCAAAGGCUGACUCUGGCAACUCGGUGUCCACACAAAUUGAUGUCUCGUCCCAAAGGACUACGCCCUGUGAUGGACCGUGGGCAACCCCUUCCGGAGACUUCCGGCUCUGCAAAUCCUCCAGCUCCCGGAGGCUCACCCGCAGGCUCUCUGAGGAUCUCUUCACUAAGCCCAACCAAUCACAACCCACCUUCACACAAUCCAAUCAAUCAAAUAUAGGCUUCAUUCAGUCCAAUCAACCACAACCCACAUCUCCCAUUCAGGUACCAAAGCGCCCAGAAUCACCCAAACGGGUGACAGGGAGCAACCCGGACACUGUCCCAUCUCAGACUGGGCCUAAAUCUGACAAAGGGCCGACCGACACCCCCAGGCUAUUUGGUCUCUUCCGUAGGCUCAAAGGGGAGCAACCAAGGCAGGACAGGGAGAAAGGGGAGCACAAAGUCCCCAUUCCCCAAAUCCUGAUCCAGGACUUCAGUGAUGGGACAGGUGAGGGGAGCACAGUCAGGGGGGAGGAAGAGGAGAACCUGAGCUCCAGAGAGAGGAGGAGGAGACGGAGGGAGCAGGAGAGGAGGGAGAAAGAGGAGGAGAAGUUACAGAAGAAGAGGGAGAAGGAGUUAGAGAAAGAGAGAAAGAGGGAGAGGAGGAAGCCUCAGACAAGGGGGAAGAGUUUUCAGGUGCUACACAGCAGUGUUCCCCUCCCUGGAAACAGUGGCUCACAGACAUUUGGUUCCAAAAGAAACUCAACUCCAUCUAUGGAGACAUACUUUUAACAAGCAAGGAAAGAAAUCGACAUUCUAAAAGUUUUUACAAACAACAAAAAUGACCCAUAAAACAUCUCAUCCAAGUGUAGACUUGAAAAAAAAAAAUGUAAAUAAAACAAUUUAUAUUUUCAAACUC